AUGGUUAAACCAAUUCAGUUAUACACAUUCGCGACUCCAAAUGGUUUCAAAGCAAGUAUUUUCUUAGAGAUUCUAGGAUUGGCAUACGAAACUACUGUUGUUGACAUCACUAAAAACGAGCUGAAAUCCGAUUGGUUUGUGAAAUUGAACCCCAAUGGACGUAUUCCAACUAUUGUUGACCCAAACUUUAAGGACGGUGAAAUUACAAUUAGUCAAACAGGUGCAAUUUUACAAUAUUUAGCUGAUAAUUACGAUAAAGAACACAAAUAUUCCUACCCAUUCGGAACUGAAAAUUAUUAUAAAACUUUAGAGUAUCUUAUUUUCCAAGUUUCCGAAAAUGGUCCAAUUCAAGGUCAAUUGAACCAUUUCAAGCUUUUUGCAAAGGAAAAGAUUGAAUAUGGUAUUACCCGUUAUGAGAACGACACUAAACGUAUCUACGGGGUAUACGAAGAUAUUUUGCUGAGAAACUCUGCAAACGAUAGCAAAUAUUUAGUGGGCGAUCGUUACACUGUUGCUGAUUUUGCUUUGUUUGGAUGGGCUUACUGUUUGCCUAAAGUUGGCAUUGAUAUUCAUGAUUGGCCAUUGUUAGGUAAAUGGUUCGAUACUCUUAAUGCAAACCCAGCUGUUAUCAAAGGUGUCAAUGUACCAGAGAAAAAAUGA
Molecule: messenger RNA, 660 nt
Organism: Candida dubliniensis CD36
Lineage: Eukaryota; Fungi; Ascomycota; Pichiomycetes; Serinales; Debaryomycetaceae
Gene: GST2
Product: glutathione S-transferase GST2
Exons: 1
Coding region: 1-660 (219 amino acids)
Source: RefSeq, a predicted model, not a curated record